GACAUGCCCAAGCAAGUUUGUAAAAAUGUCAUGUGUUAGCAUGCACAAGAGGUUUGAAGAAAAUGAUUUUGCUGCAGUUAGAAAGGUUCACUUUAGCGUGUUUUACUGACUGUGCUCAGUAGUUUGGUUAGUACCCUGUAGUGCGCUGUUUUAAAAAAUUAACAUUUUCAUCAGCGGAAAACAGCAUGGCUUGUGAUGAAAGUAGGACACGCCACCGUGUUGACACAGAUAAUACGGAUUUUAAAAACAGUGGACAUUCAUCUUUGGAAUUAUCAAAAACUGACAACUGUGACCAGACUGCCUUGGAUUUGAGUUUUGUGCACCGUGAAGUCGAUACAUGUUGUAACAGAGUCGAAACGUACGUGUUUUUUGACACGGAAACAACCGGACUGCAAGAUGCGGGUCACCAGCCGAAAAUUACGGAAUUCUGUCUUUUGGCAAUUCAGAGAGAAGAACUGCAACCAAGUUGUGGGCAACCGAGAGUAGCGAACAAGCUAACGGUGUGCCUGAAUCCCCAGCAAGUUAUCACGCCGUCAGCAAGCAUGAUAACAGGUAUGUUCAACGAUCAUUUGGCAAGCCAAACACCCUUCACUUCAGAAAUGGCUAAGAUGGUGACGUCGUUUUUAGAACGUCUUCCGUCUCCCGUGUGCCUUAUAGCUCACAACGGAAACCAUUUCGACUACCCAUUGCUUCGUUCAGAGUUGAAGCAAGCCAACGAGUCGCUACCGGGACGUCUACUAUGUGCGGACUCCUUGGAGUGCUUUCGAGAGAUGACAUCAGGAAAGAUUGCUGCCGAAAUGGCAAGGGAUGCCGCUAAUAUGAGACAAGACUCCGAGCAGACGCCGUCAAAGAGAACAGCCAUCAGUGAUGUCCUGCCUGUUGGUGCCAAAAAACCGAGAAAAAAUCCCAGCAUGCAGGAUAUUUUGUACUCGGAUGUAAACAAAGAGGCGGCCACCAGACGGUUGGACUUCGAGUCGGUGGAGGAGGUGGAAUCACGCAAUUCCAGAGACGGCGAUAAUACCACAUUGCCAAAACAUGCAGAUGCUGAGACCGGUGUGGCAGAAAGACAUUCUGCUAAAGAACCCAUUAGCAACAGAAUUCCUAUAAAACAAGGCACGUCCGUUGUAAAGAAACUGACUUUCACUGAUGAUGUAAAUCAUUCUGUAGACUGUAGUAACUUAAUGGAAGACCAGGAUCAUAUUGACACAAAUAAAACGAUGGGCUCAAGUUGUGUAUAUGUUUCUAAACGUUGUGAAUCUCGCGACUUGGUUACUAGCACUCAUCACGACUGUACAUUCCCUGUCAAUUUGCCAACACCAGAUAGUUCACCCGGUACUACAAGUCCAAUUGUUGGUCAAACAGCAGCUGUUGUUGGAACACCAUCACAAGAUGGUGGUGUAACGCAGCGGUCAACAGAAUGUCAAAAAGCAGUUGUCCAUCGAGAUCAAAGUUCUUUUGAUAAAAGUAGUGAGAAACCUAUGCCAAGCGAUUCCAAAGAUAACCUACGUCAUAAAGUGGAUUUUGAAGCCGACAUUGACUUCGCUGUGGAGUGUGUAGAAAACAGUAGCACGUUUCGUGAACAUGUUUCAUACAAAGCGGAGGUGCAGUCCACAAGUGAUGUUGUUAAUGAUCGUCCUCAGAGUAGUUCAGAACAGCGAGAUGGGAUCGUUCGUCGACCCGAGACGGCGUUGAUUAAAGAACCAAAGUGCGACACAACGACCCCCAGUUCAGACAAUAGCACCUCGAAUCCGGACAUGAGUACGAUUCCUCCUCUCCCCGUGACCAAGUACUCGCCCUUCAUCAACAUCUCGCCCACGACGAGCGCCCAGAUGAGGAACGAGAACCAGCAGAAGAGCGAGGAGGUCGUCCACAACAGACGGACGUCGCCCACGACGUCGAAGGCGUCGACGACGACGACGGAGUCGAGUCCCGCGAAGACGUUCCCCACGCGACUGUCGUUCAAGCUGCAGGAGAUCUACCGACGAUGUUACGGUCAGCUUCCGCCUGCAUCACAUAACGCCGAGGACGACUGCGUGACGUUGCUCAAGGUCGUUAUGAAGCACUCGCCGCAGUUCCUCGACUGGGUGGAUAAACACGCAGUGCUCUUCAACACAAUCAGUCCCAUGUAUUAAACAUGUACGAUAAUCUUAGACUCUUAUUGUUCGGAUGCCUUAUUCAAACAGGGCCGAAUUUACAAAGCCUUUUUAUGUCUUACUCGCGUGUAACUACGUGUAUACAUACAUUUACAAUGCUUAAACACAUGCGUUUAAGAAAGACGGGGGUCGUACAUUCGGCCCUAGUGUUUUGAAGAUGUUCAGUAUAUAUACAUUUUGACACCUCGUAUGCAAAAUUGAAAUUAGAACGUGCCCUUCUUGAAUUUAGACCUUCUGCGAGUAAAGACUGGACCAAUACGCCUGAAACAUUUUGAAAUGCAUAUAGAUGGGUAGUGAUAUUACUGGAUGAUAGUUUCGUUUAUAAUAUAUUUUUUAUAGUUUAAUGCAUGGAAUUGCUAUUCAAAGACGGGAUUUUUACAAAAGUAGACCAUUCCUGUUCCUGUUGAUCGUGCCUUGAGGUAGAAGUAAAGGGUACAGGUCUCUCGUAUAUGUUUCUGCCUCUCUCCCCCCCCCCCCCCCCCUCAAAUAAUACACACAUUUUAGUGUAGUUUUUAUCUAGUCGAUACACUGAUUCAAGAACUCGGUGUUAAAUUGUCUUGUCAAAAUUUAGAAAAUUGAAAUCAAAACAAAUCAUGCUAGUAAACUAUUAUAUUUUACUGCAUCUAAUAAUGGUUUGAGUUGGAGGUGAACACUGUUAUCGAGUGCCUUUUUAAUUCUUCUUUUUUCUUAUUGUUUUCUUUGUUAUUCAUUAUUAUAUUGUGAAUCACUACAUCCCACCUGUUAUCACACAUUCUUGUAUUAAUUUUGUGUUCGGUUUUUUGUGUGCAAUAUCCAUUAAUGUCUAGAAGAAUUUUUUUUUAUAUCAAAAACAAGUUAAGGCCACAAAAGCCAAUUUUAUAAAUGUCAGGUAUGUCUGCAUUUAUUUUUAAAGAUUUUUUAAUAAUAAUAAUAAUAAUAAACCACCCUCACCAUAUUAAUUUGUCUGCUGAAAUGGUUAAACGUCAGUUAUCGCUUUAAGAAGCCCCAUCAAAUAUAUUUUUUAAAAUACAUAUACAUGUAUGCUUAUGUAGUACAAAUGCAUAUUAUAAUUUGCUUUCAUAGAUGUUUUAAAAAUCAUAUUUUGGUUUAAACAUUCUUCCAUUUGAGAGUUAAAUAAUCGAGAGUUAAAUAAAUAAAAUUCUUCUAUUAUAUAAUUAAUUAAUAUAACGAAACGAACUCGGAGACUAAUGAAAUAAAGUAUUUCUUCAACAUUUACACAUUAUUUUAGCAUUAGUCUUUUAAUACGUUUCUGUACAUAAAGUUAUAAACUAUAUUUGAUGGUAAUAUUUCUAUUUGUUUUGAUACAUGUAUUAGAUGUUAGACGUGUGUAUAUAUAUGUAUAUAUAUUAUUUAUUUAUUGUCGUUUUGUUACAUAUGCAAAGUUUAUAGCUGUUUGCUACAAAAUACUAACAAGAAAUUGCAGUAAGUGGCAUUAUGAUAAUGUAUAUAACUAUAUGUGUUAUUUUAUUUUGAUAAAUACAUGUAUAUUAAAGAAUCUUUUUUCUUCUAAAUUUGAAAAAAUAUAAGAUGUUUUUUUUUUUUUUUUUUUUUUUCAAUUUUGAUAAAUUUAUAUAUGGGUGGGUUGUUUUUGCUUAAAGUUUAAUUUAGAUACACGCAAGUCUUUUUUUUUUAAUUUUGAUAAAAAAAAAUUCUUCUUCUUCUUGUUCUUUAAAUUUUGAUAAAUAUGUCAUUUUCCGAUUUCGAUCUAUCGUAUCAUGAUACAUUAUACUGCUUUAAUUCUGUAGUGUUGUGUAAUAUUAGAGGUAUGUACAAUCUAACAAUUACGUUUAUAAUGAUUAUGUAUUAAUGACGUUUUUGUUGUAAUUGGCCCCUCCUCUGGACUUUGAAUGUGUUAACAUUUUAUUGUUAUGAUUUGGUAUACAGUGCUAGUUAUUAGCUGCAGAGGCUCAACAGUCGCAGUUAACUCAGAAGUGACGCAACCGGCCUUGGUGGCGCAGUGGUUCAGCCAUCAGACUACAGCCUGAUAGGUACAGGGUUCGCAGCCCGGUACCGGCUCCAAUCCAGAGCGAGUUCUUAAGGGCUUAAUGGGUAGGUGUAGAACAAC
This is a messenger RNA of Gigantopelta aegis, 4218 nucleotides long. RefSeq lists its product as uncharacterized. The transcript has 2 exons. Lineage: Eukaryota; Metazoa; Mollusca; Gastropoda; Neomphalida; Peltospiridae. Bases 186 to 2132 code for a protein of 648 amino acids. Gene Ontology annotation, biological process: DNA catabolic process. Gene Ontology annotation, molecular function: nucleic acid binding; 3'-5'-DNA exonuclease activity. Gene Ontology annotation, cellular component: cytoplasm. The record is from RefSeq and is a predicted model, not a curated record.